UUUUUUCACCCUUUGCCCUAUCUACCCUCAAAAACACUUCGCUCUUCUUAAUGUCUACUGCUAAUCUGCCGUACUAGUAUGUCAUUGUGAGAAGAAAAGAGGACGACGGCCUCCAAAAACGCAUUCCCAUUCAACAAGAGUGUGUUCUAAUCUCUUGAAAACCUAAUUUUAUCAACCCAAGCGGUCGAUCCACUCGCCGGAACCCUAAACUCGACAUAAAGUGCCGGAGUUUAUUGACGGUGACAAAGACGAUGACGACCAUCGCAAAGUGAAGAAGGUCAAGCUCGUCGUUCGUUUGCCCUCUUUCAAUCAAAUUCAUCAGCCAAUUCUCACCCACUCAAUUCAGUUUAUUAUGGUUCUAAUUCAAUGCUUUCGCUAGCGGAUCUGGUGAAAUAUCAGGAGAAGAGUAGUUGCCAGCUGUAGGAAGGCUUUCGUUUGUGCUUCCAGUGAUAGGGUAGAGGUGGUUGAUUUUCUGUUUGCAUUUUUGAGUUUGCAAAUAACAGCAAUCCUAAAUAUUUAGUUCAUUGGCUUGGGUGUCAUAAUUUUAACCACAUGGACACCGAAAAACAAGCAGAGACAACCUUAAAUGAGGUGGGAAGCUCAGAGUGGUCUGACACAAACAACUCAAAUGUUGUAGCGCGGGUCAGGAAGUUGCUGUUUCACCGGAUGCUGGUGGGGGUAAAUGAUGGUCGGUUCUUCUUAGGCAUGUUCUACUGCAUGGAUAAGCAAGGGAACAUCAUUCUCCAAGAUGCAGUAGAGUACCGUAGCAUGCGACGCUCCUCUCCUUCUCCAAUGGAACAGCGGGGCCUUGGUCUCAUUCUCAUCCCUCGCUCUUGCCGGACAUCUUGUCACGUGGAUUGCUCCAUUGAAGAGCAAUUGUCACUGCUGUCACUUCAGGACUACCAGCAGUAUCAGUUCCCAAGUGAAUCAAUUAAGACACCUCCCUGAUUCACUAUUAUACAGUUAUUGUUCUCAAAUUAUAUACGUACUUGUUAGUGUUAUUGCUUCAGGAAGAGUAAAAACAGUGUAGCUACCAUCAACAUUGUGCUUGAAAUCUUUUGAGCAUAAUGAAACUACUUUUUUGAGAAAGAAAACAGAAUAGUGACAAUGGAAUUGUUUAUCUUGUGGUUGUUUAUCCUGUUUAGUACGUUGAAAUGAUAUGUCUACAUUAUGGUCGGACGAUGAGAACUCUUAUCCAUCUAUAUUUUUGUUUGUUACUGAAAAGAUUGGAUCCUA
Cornus florida is the source of this 1236-nucleotide messenger RNA. RefSeq lists its product as uncharacterized. The record is from RefSeq and is a predicted model, not a curated record. The transcript is spliced from 2 exons. Bases 553 to 948 code for a protein of 131 amino acids. NCBI's taxonomy places the organism in Eukaryota, Viridiplantae, Streptophyta, Magnoliopsida, Cornales, Cornaceae. Gene Ontology annotation, cellular component: NatC complex.